AAUACUUGACCUCCUCUGUUCUCUUUGCACCUUUCUGCUUUCUCCUUUCAGCUUUUUCUGUUCGGACGGUUUGUGUUCCUUCAUUUAGACGCGAAUUAACUCCAUCAGCUGGCUUGCUGGUGCUGCGCCCUCCAGCAGAUGGCGCCCUAGACCACCGCCUCAAUCCUCACCAAGAGGAAAGAAACAAGAUCGAAAUCGAAACUAAAGAGACUGAAGAGACUCUUCACUCGAACUGAAAACUUUUCAACACUUCACAGAUCGAUAGCAGCCGUCUGGACUCUGACUGCAGCCAGCAAGAACAAGAUUUUAAAAAACAAACUCAAGAAGCAACUCAGAACAAGAGGAGGAAGAAAAGCUCACAAUCCAGACUUCUUCUCAACCCAGUCGUGUUUGCAUCAAUUCCUCUUUGAGACAGAAUGGAAGAAAAACCAUUGAGAGUUGUCCUGCUGGGAAAAACCGGAACAGGAAAAGCAGCUUUGGCAAUGCCUUGAUUGGAGAAACAGUGUUUGAGAAGAAUACUUCUGCAAACUCUGGUACAAGUGAAUGUCAGACAGCCACAAAAGAGAGUGGAGCAAUCACAGUAGUUGAUACUCCUGGUUUCUUUGACACCAGCAGGGAUGAAGCAGAUCUCAAACCUGAGAUAAUGAAGAGUAUCACAGAGUGCUCACCUGGACCUCAUGCUUUUCUCAUUCUCCUCAAAGUGGAGAAAUACACUGAGCAAGAGAGUCAGGUUAUUACAAAAAUAAGAGAGUUUUUUUCUGAAGAGGCUUUUAAAUAUGCUGUACUGGUCUUCACUCAUGGUGACCAGCUUGAUGAGAGCAAGACGAUCAAAGAGUUUGUCAGAGAAAAUGAGGAUCUGAUAGAGCUUUUAGAUAAAUGUGGUGGCCGCUGUCAUGUUGUUGAUAAUAAAUACUGGAACAACAACCAGUUCCAGAUCAGACAGCUGCUCUACACGAUCCAUGAAAUGGUGGAGCAACAUGGAGGAGGCUGCUACACCAUUGAGAUGCUGCAAGCAGUGGAGAGAAACAUCCAGAAAGAGACAACGCGAACCAGAUCCAGAGAGGAGACUGCAGCCAGCAAGAACAAGAUUAAAAUAACAAACUCACGACAACACAGCCAGCAGGUCAGCACAGGAGGAUCAAGAAAGCUCCCAAAAGUCAAACGUUCUUCUCAGCCUGCAUUCGUAUUUGCACCAAAUCCUCUUUGGGACAGAAUGAAAGCAGCACCUCUCAGAGUCAUCCUGCUGGGAAAAAUCGGAACAGGAAAAAGCCAGUUUGGCAACGCCUUGAUCGAAGAAAAAGUGUUUGAGGUGGAUGGUUCUGCAUAUUCUGGAACAAGUAAAUGUCAGGCAGCCACCAAAAGAAAUGGCGAAAUCACAGUGGUUGAUACUCCUGGUUUACUUGACAACCGCAGAGAUGAAGCAGAUCUCAAAUCUGAGAUAAUGAAUAGUAUGUUAGAGUGCUCACCUGGACCGCAUGCUUUUCUCAUUGUCCUCAAAGUGGAGAAAUUCAAUGAGCAUGAGAAGCAGAUUAUUACAAAAAUAAAAAAUCUAUUUUCGAAAAAGGUUUUUAAAUAUGCUGUACUGGUCUUCACUCAUGGUGACCAGCUUGCUGAGGGCAGGAAAAUCAAAGAGUUUGUCAGUGAAAACAAAGAUCUGAAAGAGCUUUCAGAUAAAUGUGGUGGCCGCUGUCAUGUUGUUGAUAAUAAAUACUGGAACAACAACCAGCAAGAUCCUUACAGAAACAACCAGUUCCAGAUCAGACAGCUGCUCAACACGAUCAAUGAAAUGGUGGAGCAAAACGGAGGAGGCUGCUACAACAAUGAAUUGCUGCAAGCAGUGGAGAGAAAUAUCAGAGAAGAGACCAAGCGGACCGGAUCCAGAGAGGAGGCAAAGAAAAGUGUGUGGGACGCUUGCACACUGAAUUAAAAAAAGUCGUUGGGAGGUGUACCAGCAGUGCUUUUAGCAGCACAUAAAGUCGUUUUACUUUUCAUUAUAAAAUGAGCAGCUCAUGGAGCUGUUGCAGCCAUGAGAGCUUUUCCAUAUGUUGCAGAGGGACAUCAGACGUCCUGCAGGAUAUGAACUCUUUGGAACAGAUUCAGUUGAACAGGUCGAAUCGAAUACAGCCGAGACAAUGUCUGAAUUAAUAAACAUAAAGAGAAAAGUCAAAGGCUGAAGUGAAAGACAGAACAGAGAAAAGAAAUCUCAACAUACAAAAAAACUUGAUUCACAGAUAUAUUUUGGAAUCAUAUGUUUUUAAUUGCAGAUACAUGAUUAGUUUUUCUUUGUUUUCAGCAAAACAUUUUUUUCAAGUAACAACUUUUGGAAUGCUUUAAUCAUGGAAAAAAGGAAGAAAAUCCAAGGUUUUGUCAAAAUUACACUGUCUCAGUACAGUGAAAAUAAAACUUAAGUAUAGGAUGAGUUGAGGACUUUUAAGUCAUUAUAAAACAAUGUUAAGUUUUCUGACCUUCAAUGCAUUAAUAUUUGAUCAAUUAACAGUGGGGAUAAGUGGAUACUUCUGAGUAUGGGUUCAUUUGGGUUCUUGAAGAUAUCGAAAACUGCACACUAAAAACAGUUGGGUUAAAAAACAACCCAAUUUUAACCGAACUGCUGGUUCCGAAAAGGACAAACCCCUUUUUUGGGUUAUUUUAACCCAACAGGUUGGGUUGUUUUUUUAACUCAAUUUUGGGUUGACUUAUUUAACCCAAAAGUUGGGUUAUGCUAACUACAAUGUUGGGUUAUUCCUCACCCAACUAUUGGGUUGCGCAAUUUAGCGCUCCCAAUUAAAAUGAUUAAAAUAAAAUAAUUGUAAUAAUGCAUUGGUUUUAUAUAGCGCUUUUCUGGACAUUCAAAGAUGCUUUACAUUGCAUUAUUUAUUCACUCCAUACUGAGUGGUGGUAAGCUACUAUUGCAGCCACAGCUGCCUUGGGGUAGACUGACGGAAGCGAGGCUGCCAAUCUGCACCAUCGGCCCCUCUGACCACCACCACCAACCAUUCACUCACACUAAGAGUUUGUUGCUGAGAGCAAGGCUCUGAGUGAGCUGGUGAGGAAGUGUGGAGGGCGCUGCCACGUCUUUGAUAACAAAUACUGGAAGCAAACCCAGCAGGAUGAGUACAGAAGCAACCAGUUCCAGGUGGCAGAGCUGCUCAAGAGCAUAGACCAGAUUGUGAACACUCACAGUGGCAGUUACUACACCAAUAACAGGCUUCAGCAGGUGGAGAGUGAAAUCCAAAGAGAGCAAAAGCAGAUCAGAGAGUCUUCAGAAAACAUGGUGGAGGAAGUGAUCAGAGAGCAGGCUAAAAGGAGGGUCUUUAAGUGGCGGCUGAAACGUUACCGAUGCUUAUCUUCUAUGUGCAGAUGGGGGAUGCGCCUUGUAAGGGGGUUCACUGCAAUUGUCUUUGGUGUGAUCGGUUUAAAACUGAUGAAGUCUUUAUAUGGAAGAAUGUAUGAUCCACAGAAUGAGCACCGAAGAAGUAAUGAAAUAGAAAACCUGGAUGAACCUUUCAGAUUGUAAUUUUUUUAAUGGGAUCAAUAUCUAUUGACCAGUGAGGCUUUCAUUUGAUCUGUGUGUUUAUUGUUGCAGGUCUGAACUGAUCAGAAAUCACACUUUAGUCCUCAAUGCUUGAGAAAAGACAAUAAAAUAUGUCAUAACUUCAGUGAUGAUUCCAAAUGUGUAUAAACUGUUGACUUUAAUUCAUUAUAUACAACAUGCAUGCAUUUAUUCUAUUGUUCUAUAUUCUAAAGUCAGUUAGACUUCUUUUUUUUUUUGCUUUCAAACAAUAUCGAGGAUGAUUUUUUAUCACUUGGCUGUGAGUGAAUUAAGCAACAAUAAAGAAGCUUCUUUGUCACAAGUGUUUGAUUUUUUUUUUUUUUUUACUUGGGGUUUACUUGCAGUUGUCUUUGGUGUGAUUGUUUCAAAAUUGAUGAAGCCUUUAAAUGAAAGAAUAUAUGAUCCGUAGAAUGAGCACUGAAGAGUAAUGGAACAGAAAGCCUGGAUGAACCUUUCAGAUUGUAAUUUUUUUUUUCAGUGGGAUCAACAGCUAUUGACUGGUGAAGGGUUAGGGUUCUAAAUGUGUAGAAACUGUUGACUCACAGUGUCUGUGGACUUUAAUUCAUUACAUACAACAUGCAUGCCUCUGUUCUAUUUCGGUAAAUUCUAGAGCUUGCCGGAUCUUUUUAUUUGUUUUUUGCUUCUCAGACAACAUCUGCAUGUUUUUUAUCACUUGGCUGUGAGUGUAUUAAGCAACAAUAAAGGAGUUUCAAUGUC
Messenger RNA from Salarias fasciatus (jewelled blenny), 4267 nucleotides. RefSeq names its product GTPase IMAP family member 4-like. Gene Ontology annotation, molecular function: GTP binding. The record is from RefSeq and is a predicted model, not a curated record. Lineage: Eukaryota; Metazoa; Chordata; Actinopteri; Blenniiformes; Blenniidae. The transcript is spliced from 5 exons. The coding region runs from base 644 to 1927 and encodes 427 amino acids.